Messenger RNA from Apis florea (little honeybee), 1558 nucleotides. RefSeq names its product facilitated trehalose transporter Tret1. Gene Ontology annotation, cellular component: membrane. Gene Ontology annotation, biological process: transmembrane transport. Lineage: Eukaryota; Metazoa; Arthropoda; Insecta; Hymenoptera; Apidae. Gene Ontology annotation, molecular function: transmembrane transporter activity. The record is from RefSeq and is a predicted model, not a curated record.
AAUAAAAGUACAAAAAUUAAAAUACAAAGACUAAAAGGACGUAAAAGAAAAUAAAAAAAAAAAAGAAAUGACCGAAGUAAAUAAGAUUGUUGACGAGCCGGGGAAGUAUCGGCAACUUCUCGUGGCUUUGAUCGCAAAUAUCGCGGCUCUAUCACUUGGAACAAUGAUAGGUUGGCAGUCACCUAUAAUACCGCAAUUACAAAGUGAAAAUCCUCCAGUAGGUGACAGGCCUAUGACGGACGAGGAAGCAUCCUGGGUAAUUGGAAUCACAUGCGUAACAGCCGCUUUCACGAGUUUGACAGUCGGUAUUAUAGCGAAUAGAUUCGGGCGUAAGCUGGCUGGUUGUUUCAUGGGUUUGCCACUUUGCGCCUGUUGGCUAUUCACUAUUUUUGCAACAGAACACAUACAUUUAUAUAUCGCACGAUUCUUUUCGGGAAUUUCUGGCGGAAUGGUAUUGUUCUUGGUGCCAAUGUAUGUGUCUGAAAUUGCAUCCGAUGGGAUACGCGGCAUGUUAGGUAGUUUAUUAGUAUUCAUAUUGAACGGAGGUAUUCUUUUGGGAUAUAUAAUCGGUGCUAUACUUUCGUAUCGUUGGUUUGCAAUUGCUAUGCUUAUAUUUCCGUUAUUUUAUAUCGCAUCAUUCGUUUUUGUACCGGAAACACCUGUAUAUCUAAUACGACGCAAUCGAAUCGACGAAGCUACUAGAUCUCUGAUGUGGUUCAGAGGUGGGCACGUACCAACUGUAGAGCGAGAAAUAUUGCGUCUGCAACAAGAAACAAACGUUUCCGAGCAAACAAUUAAACUAUCAGAUCUGUUUCGAGAUCGAGCAACGAUUAAGGGACUUUUUAUUACUCUAGGAUUGUUUGCUGGACAACAAAUGGCCGGGAUAUUUAUUAUGAUAAGUUACACAGAAACCAUAUUUAAGAUGUCAGGAAGCUCAUUAUCACCAAACGAUUCGGCGAUCAUUGUGGGCGCCAUUCAAGUAUUCGGCUCGUAUUUAUCCACGAUUUUGGUGGAAAGAGUUGGUAGAAGAUUAUUGCUUUUAACGUCUUGUUUAGGGAUGGGUAUAUGUCAUUAUACCAUUGGAGUGUUUUGUUACUUGCAAACACUUCAAUACGAUGUCAAUCAAUUUAGUUGGAUUUCGAUCUUAGCCUUGUCCGUUUUUAUGAUUAGCUAUGGUUUAGGCAUGGGACCAGGCCCGUACGUAGUUUCUUCGGAAAUACUUAAUCGAGAUAUUUCAAAUUUGGUGAUAACGAUGGGAAUGUUCACCGCUUGGGGGAUGGCAUUCGUGGUCGUUAAAUUAUUCCCGACUACAGUCGAUUUGUUAGGUAUAAACGGUUGUUUUUUUCUUCUCGGUAGCUUUUGUCUGAUCAUUUUUGCAUUCGUUUUUAUGAUUAUCCCAGAAACAAAGGGUCAGCCACGUCAACUCAUCUUGGAUCGACUUAAUGGAAUAUCUCACGUGUUAGACAAGACAAAAUACAUUUCUUCAAACGAUGUUAAAAUUAUACCAAAACCCGAACUAAUUUGAAAGCAUUGUAAAUAAAAAAUAAUCUCUUAUCUA